AUGCCGCCACACUCUGCCGACGCCCCAGCUAAGAAGCAAAGCAAGUGGUCCCCGGAGGAGGACGCACUGAUCAUCGAGCUUCGAGGCAGCGGUAUGAAAUGGGAGGACAUCUCGAAGAGACUGCCCGGCCGCAGUGCCAUUAGUUGCCGGCUGCACUACCAGAACUACCUCGAGAGACGGAGCGAGUGGGACGAGGACCGCAAGAACAAGCUGGCACGGCUGUACGAGAGAUUCAAGCCCGAGAUGUGGGCAAAGGUUGCCGAAGAGAUGCAAGUGCCCUGGCGGGCUGCGGAGGCAAUGCACUGGCAACUAGGGGAGUCGGACAUGGCUCGACGGGCCGGAGUGGUCCCCUUCUCUCUAACAGCCGCGACCAUGGAGGCGCCACUGCCUCAUCACUACCGAACUUCACCGUCACGCGGCCACCACCACUCUCAAUCCUACGGCGGCGCCUCGGCCCCGCGCUACGGACGCCUCGGCUCGGGACCGCCGACUCCCGGCGGGCUCUACACAAUCCCGGGGGGCAGACCGGCCCCUGCUCGACGAGAGGCCGUGGGACCCUAUGGCCCUGGGCCCGAGUCCGACGACGCGAUGUAUUAUACCCACACUGGGCCGGGCCUGGCGCCGAUCCAGGCCGGCGCACACGACCAGACGCCCGGCACCCUGCCGGGCGUGGCCGAGCUCACGACGGGGAUGAGCGCCUACAGCACGCCCGCGUACUCCAUGAGCAUUCCCAGCGCCAGUCCGAUCCACAGCCAGAGCAACAGCCCGGUGCCACCCUUCCCGGGUAUGGCCUAUCCGAGCUACGAGCCUGCCGGGGCCAAGAGGAGGGCGAGCCCGCCCGAGCAGGCCUACCGGGAGCCACGGCGACGGCACUACGACCCCCGCUACGAUGACGUGGGCGAGCCCUCCGUGUCUCGAUAUUGA
This is a messenger RNA of Thyridium curvatum, 924 nucleotides long. RefSeq lists its product as uncharacterized. Gene Ontology annotation, cellular component: nucleus. The record is from RefSeq and is a predicted model, not a curated record. Gene Ontology annotation, biological process: regulation of DNA-templated transcription. NCBI's taxonomy places the organism in Eukaryota, Fungi, Ascomycota, Sordariomycetes, Thyridiales, Thyridiaceae. Gene Ontology annotation, molecular function: DNA-binding transcription factor activity, RNA polymerase II-specific; RNA polymerase II cis-regulatory region sequence-specific DNA binding. The coding region runs from base 1 to 924 and encodes 307 amino acids. The transcript is spliced from 2 exons.